Messenger RNA from Paramisgurnus dabryanus, 3646 nucleotides. The record is from RefSeq and is a predicted model, not a curated record. Lineage: Eukaryota; Metazoa; Chordata; Actinopteri; Cypriniformes; Cobitidae.
GAACAUCAUCCACGAGAGGGCGUGCUUUUACCAACGCAUUCAAAGGCCAGGGGAAAAGGCAGAGAUGUUCAUCCGUGCACUCUACGAAUUAGCAGAGAGUUGUGAUUUCGGUGCACAGAAAACAGAGAACAUCAGAGAUAAGCUUGUUGUUGGCAUCAAAGAUAAAGAGCUUUCAAGAAAGUUGCAGCUGAUGACUGACCUUACCUUAGAUACAGCGGUGCUGAUGGUGAGGCAGGCGGAGGACAUCGCACAGCAGGUGAGCCAACAAGAGGAAGGUGCGACAAGCAGUGUUCAGGAGGUUACACGCAGACGACCUGAAAGGAGAGGAAAAUGGGAUGAAAAGAAGCCAGCAAGAGGAAGGAAGGAUAGAAUGGCUGGGGGCGGAUGGUGCGGAAAAUGUGGAAAAACGAAGCAUCACUACAAGGAAAAAUGCCCCGCAGCAGAAAGUGAGUGUCGAAAAUGUAAAAAGAAAGGACACUGGGAGCGUAUGUGUUACUCAAGGACAGUUAAUGAGGUAACAAGAGGAACACACACACAGCCAAGUGAUGACGAUGAGGCAUAUUACCUGGGAACGGUAAGCAGAACUAGUCAAGACGUCUCAGAGAACUGGUUUGUGAAACUGAACGUGCUAGGCUCACGAGUAAAAUUUAAAAUUGAUACCGGAGCUGACGUGACAGUCAUGAAUGAGGAGACUUUUAAUUCGCUUGGAAGUAAAGUGAAACUGAGUCAGACACAUGCGAAAUAUGACAGCCCAGGUGGAAGGAUAAAUUGUUUAGGACAAUUUGAAACGACCACGGAGUACAAAGAUAAAAAGUUCAAGUUCACAAUUCACGUCAUGGAGGGCGACACCGUGAACAAUCUGCUAAGCAGAGAACAAGCAGUUGAAAUGGGCUUAGUUAAAAGAAUCGAGCAAGUCAGCGCAGCUUUCGGUGAACAGGGAAUAAUGAGAACAGAACCUGUUAAAAUAAAUCUAAAAGAGAACGUAGAGCCUUACGCAGUUCACACCGCGAGAAGAGUGCCGUUACCAUUACUCCCCAAAGUUAAAGCUGAACUUCAGAGAAUGGAGGAGAAUGGAGUCAUUGAAAAGAUAACGAAACCUACGGACUGGUGCGCGCCGAUGGUGCCUGUGAUGAAACCUAACGGUAAAGUGCGCAUCUGUGUGGAUUUGAAAAAGCUAAACGAAAAUGUAAAAAGGGAGCGGUUCAUCCUACCCACGACUGAUGAAAUUCUCGCCAAACUCGCCGGCUCAAAAAUAUUCUCUUCAUUGGAUGCCGCAAGCGGCUUUUGGCAAAUUCCCCUCCACGAUGAGAGCAGCCUUCUCACUACAUUCAUAACGCCGUUUGCAAGAUAUUGUUUCAAGCGCUUGCCCUUCGGCAUUAGCAUAGCGCCAGAAAUAUUUCAACGCAAAAUGAACGAACUCCUAGGUGGCCUAGAAGGAGUCGCGGUCUACAUGGACGAUUUGAUCGUUCACGGCGAAACCCAAGAACAGCAUGACGAGCGUCUGAAGCGCGUUCUGGAGAGAGUCGAGCGCGCAGGGCUCAAGCUCAAUAAAGAUAAGUGUAUCUUCAGACAGAAGGAGCUUUAUUUUCUGGGGCACGUCAUAGACGAGAGAGGAGUCAGGCCUGACCCGGGGAAAGUAAGAGCUAUAUCAGAGCUGCAAGCCCCACGAAAUGUGAGUGAAUUGAAACGAGUCUUGGGAAUGAUAAAUUACAUGGGACGCUACAUUCCAGACUUGGCGACAGUGGGCGGGCCGCUGUUUGAUUUAUUGAAAGGGACUGUCGCAUGGACAUGGGACCAGCCUCAAGAAAGCGCAUUUCAAAAACUCAAAGAAACCCUAAUCACUGCACCUGUCCUUGCGUACUACGAUUCAGGGAAACCCACGGCGGUGUCAGCAGAUGCGAGUAGCUACGGGCUGGGAGGAGUCCUACUACAGCAGCACGGAGAUAGCUGGAAACCGGUGGCAUAUUGCUCGAGGAGGUUAAAUGAGGCGGAAACCCGGUACGCGCAGAUUGAGAAAGAAUGCUUGGCCGGAGUCUGGGCGUGCGAGAGAUUCGAGAAGUAUCUCAUAGGCUUGGGCAGGUUUCGCCUUAUUACGGACCACAAACCCCUUGUACCAUUGAUUAAUAAAAAAGACUUGGACACGGUACCAAUACGCUGUCAAAGACUUCUAAUGAGACUGAUGCGCUUCGCAGUGACCGCGGAAUACGCACCUGGGAAAACAUUGGUGGUAGCCGAUGCACUGUCGAGAAGUCCAAUAGGUGAUGAUGCAACCAGCAGUAGACCUACAGCGGACGCGAUAACCUGUUACGUUGACGCGGUUAUAGCCAGCUUGCCCGUGUCACAGUCAAAGUUGAGCCAGAUCGCAGAAGCAACGGAAAAAGAUGAACAGUUACAACUAGUGAGUAAGUUCAUAAAGCAGGGAUGGCCAGAGCACAUAAGAAAAGUACCAGAAGGUAUUAGAGACUAUUUCUCAGUGAAAGAUGCGCUGUCAAUAAGUGAAGGACUGAUCAUUCUGGGCAGACGCAUUUGUAUUCCAAAGGAACUGAGACAGGACAUCCUGGAGCGCAUCCACGAAGGCCAUUUAGGGUUGACUAAAUGCAGGGAACGCGCAGCUUCAUCCGUAUGGUGGCCUGGUAUAUCAUCGGACAUAAAUAACAAAAUUGACUUGUGUAUGUUCUGUCGUGAAAACAGGAAGACGCAAAGAAAAGAGCCACUUAAGUCAACCCCGUUACCGGAGAGACCGUGGCAGCGCGUGGCUAUUGACAUUUGCGAGAACAAGGGCCAGAUGUAUUUGAUUGUUUCGGAUUAUUACUCACGUUUCAUAGAGAUCCUUCAUCUGCCAAAGAUAACGACGGCGCAGGUGAUUAACAGACUGCAAGCUACAUUUGCGAGAUUUGGAAUUCCCGAGCAGAUCAUGAGUGAUAACGGUCCGCAGUUUACUAGUGAGGCAUGGACUUUAUUUAAAGAAAAAUAUGACUUUGAACAUGUUACAUCGAGCCCGCACAACCCGCAAGCAAACGGGCAUGCCGAGCGCGCGGUCCAAGUUGCUAAACGCAUCCUCAGACAGGACGACCCGCACCUUGCUUUGAUGUGUUACCGCGCAACACCUCAUUCAUCUACAGGGGUAAGCCCCGCCGAAUUGUUGAUGGGCAGGAAAAUCCGUACGACCCUGCCUAUCUUAAAGAAAAACCUGCAGCCAAAGUGGCCAAAUAGACUGUUGGUGAGAGAAAGAGAUGCUUUGUCUAAAAGACAACAGGCCUUCUACUUUAAUCGGAGACACGGGGUGCGUGACUUACCUGAGUUGCAGCCGGGUGAUGCUGUGCUGAUGAAACUGGACGGAGAAAAGUCGUGGAAAGGUCCAGUGCAGGUCAGAACGCAAGAGAGCGCGCCGCGCUCAUUCGUGGUGGAGGCUCCAAAGGGGGAAGGUGAGAUGAGGCGGAAUCGCAGACACCUACAGAAAGUGCCUGCGGAAUGUCUAAAUGCUGAUAAUGACUGUGAAACGACGGCGAAGAGCCCGCUGAAUGUUGAAAAACUGUACAUCAGUAAUGCGGAAAAGCCAGUGUCGCAGACACCGUGUGAAACACAAGGAGUGACUGUGACCAGGUCCGGCAGAGUAAUAAAACCUACUGUUAAACUGAAUUUAUAG